AUGAAUAAAUUAAAAAAUAAUGUUAUUAGAAGCAUUCCAAAUCUACAUCAAGAUAUGAAAGUAGAGCAUGGCAAAAUAUUGAGUGCAAUCAAGUCUAAUUAAAUCUAAGAAACAAAAGCUGUGAAAUAUAUUGAUUUGGAACUGAAAAGGAAAAUUAAUACAUCAAUUAGAGAGAAUAUUACAAGUGUAAGCUCAGAGAGAUAAUAACCAAAAAAAGCAGAGAAAAUUGAUGGGAAAGUGGCAACAAUUGUAGAAUUGAUUAAAUAAGACUUGCUUCCAAUUUUGAAUAAUCAAAAUAAUAGAAUUGAGAAAUUAGAGAGGAGAAUUAAGGUAAAGAAUGAUCCAGAAGAUGAUAGCAAUUUAUGUUAGUUUUCAAUUAUAGCUGACAAAAAAUCAAAUUCAGUUGUAGAAAAUGAAAUUUAGAAUUUAUCCGUUAGUGUUGAUGAAAUAAAUAAAAAUUUAACUCGUCUGGAUAAAUUUGUUAAAUAUCAAUUCGUAAAAAGUAAAUGUCAACCUUCGGAAAUACAAGAAAAUAAGAAUAAAAUGAGUGGUUCAUAAAUCUCGGAUAAAUAUAAGACAGAAUGUAGUUAAUAACAAAUGGAAACUUAGUAAACAACUCAAUAAAUUUAAUAAUAUCUCACAGUAUAAUUAUAAGAAAUAAAGCAUUGGAUAAAUAAAUCAUCUAUCUAAUAAUAAAAGGAAAUUGAAGUUAAACUAAAUUUAAUGGAAACUCAAUUUUAUCAAUUUUUAUAUCAGCCACUAGAAGUGUUGAGAUAACUCUAAACAAAUUAAAUGGAUUUUUAGAUAAAGAUUAAAUAAAUGGAAUAAUUACUUAACCCUUAAGUUGAUGUGAAUUGUAUUAAAAAUGAAAUUAACCAUGAUGUAAAUACAAUUCAUAAUGGUCAUUUUUAUCUAAAAGAUUCUUUUUAGAAAGUAGUUGAAGAGAAUCUUAAAGACAUGUAAAGUUAGUAUUGCACAGAAUGUCACACAUAGUUAUAAUUCAACGAUAUCAAUUAGAUAAAAAUUUCAUAAUAAAUAAUGCACCAUAUUUUUGAUGAAUAAAUUAAGAAAUUAAUUGAAUUAAAAAUUGACAUAAGGCAAUGUUUGAAAUGCUAAUUUUAUUAUAUUAAUGAUUAAUUAUGUGAAACUCAGUAAAAUAUGUUAAAUCAAUUAAUAAGCAGUUUAUAUUAUUUAUAUUAACACACUAUAUUUAUAAUGGGUUGUAAUGCACAAAAAGGAAUCAAGAAUCUAAAAUCACACAUCUCUACAUAGCCUGUUGAAUAAUUUGAAGAGAGCGGCACUCUAUGUCAUAUAUGCAAAGUCAACUUAAAAUAGGAAUCAAUCUAUCUUGAUACUUGUGGGCAUUCAUACCAUUCGAAAUGCAUGAUCAGUCUUAUUGAGAAGUAAGUAGAUGUUAAAAAAUAAAAUGUAAUCAAAUGUACAUGCGGAACAAAAACCACAACCAACUAAAUUCGUUAAUCCACUUUACCAAAUAAGCUCAUCCUUUUGAAUUCAUUAUUUAGGAAACAAUUAGAAAUACUAUUGAAAUAAUUGAGAAAAAAACCGGACUUUAAUUUAAUAUUAUAACAAUUCGAAACAUCUGCGUAACAUCCUGAUUUCUAUUUCUUCCCAAAUUAAAAUUAACUUGAAUAUGAAGAAACUCCUUUUUGA
Messenger RNA from Paramecium tetraurelia, 1671 nucleotides. RefSeq lists its product as uncharacterized. The transcript has 2 exons. Lineage: Eukaryota; Ciliophora; Oligohymenophorea; Peniculida; Parameciidae. The record is from RefSeq and is a predicted model, not a curated record.